AAAACCUUAUGAAGGGACUCUGAGAGUGAAGGGAGAGGUGGAAAACAUGGCUUCUUCCUCAACCUGUGGCUGCACCCAAUGGCUUCUCCGCUCACCACCAGCGCCAUCUUCAUCUUCUUCACCAUCCUCUCUUCCAAAUCUCCCCAUUCUAUCUCCCAUCCGCGGCAGAUUACCAUAUCCUCUUUCCUCAUCCAGUCGUCUACUCUCAACAAUGGCCGCACCCAGAAACAAUUCUAACCCAAUCACCAGCAAAAAAGAAGAAGAGAACCAACAGAAUGAUGAUGGUGAAGAGGAAGAAGUGGAGCUGCCCUGGAUUGAGGAGAAGGCUCUGGACCUUGUGGAGUUCUCUGGGUCUGUGGCACAGGCCAUUCCUGGCCCGAGAGUGGGUCGCAGCUCCUUCCCAUGGAUUCUCGCUAUUCCCCUGGCCUAUGCUGGUAUCACCUUCGUUAUCGCUUUUGUCAGAACUGUUCAAAAAUUCAACUCCCCAAAGCAGAAACGCCGCAAAUUGGUUAAUAAAAAUGCCAUGCUAUGCAAAUCAAUAGAUGAGGUAUUUCUGAAUGGAAGAGAUGAAGAACUGCAAUCAGCUCUUAACGGACUUAUGCAAAAGACAGGUUUCUCCAGGGAGGAAAUUUUCCGCAAGUAUAUUCGAUAUGCAUUGAAUGAAAAACCUUUCAACCCUGAAAUGGUUGCAACCUUAAUCCAGUUUAGGAAAGCUUCAUUGUUGGAUGACUCCCAGGUUGCUGAAAUUCUAAAUGAAAUCUCAAGACGUAUUGUGCGAGACAAAGGUCCUGUUGUCAUGGAUAUGUCGGGGUAUUCUGAAAAAGGUUUCAAGAGAAAACUUGCUGUCCAGGCCCUGUUUGGCAAGGUUUUUUAUCUAUCUGAGCUUCCAGAGUUCUGUUCAAGGGACAGCUCCUUAGUCAUCAAGGAAAUAUUUGGCGUUACAGAUGAAGAUGCAGAGAAGAUUCGUAUGCACACUCUUUCUGAGGCCGGGGCUGUGGACUCACUCGAGAAAAUGAUGGACACUUCAGAUACUGAAGAUUCAAGCGUGGACGAUUCCAAUACUCCUAGCCCAAACGCAUAAAGUCAGAUGGUAUUUAGGUGCUGAUACUUGUUUCCCAAUCUUACAGUUUCUUCGGCUUCGUUACUUCAGAUUGAUUUCUGUCAGAGUAAGCAUGGAGAUUGCAAUGCAUUACAUAAAUUUUUCGGUUUUCAAGUAAAAUGUAGUAUCAGUUAAGUGGCAGGAAAUAACAAGAGAAGCAUGAUGAUGCAUUUAGGCGACAAGCAGUGAAGAGGUUAAGUUGAUUGAGCUUUUGUUUUGCAGCAGAGGACAGAGUUUUGAGUUUUGUUUGGCAUGAGUGGAUUGCUUAUGUAGAAUGUGAAUGUUAUUUCAGAAAUUACAUCACUUUGAAGGCGUACUUGUUAUUUCAGAAAUUCACCAGAAAUGGUAGAAUGGAGGAGUCAAUUUUGUUUUGUUGUUUA
Molecule: messenger RNA, 1479 nt
Organism: Vitis riparia (riverbank grape)
Lineage: Eukaryota; Viridiplantae; Streptophyta; Magnoliopsida; Vitales; Vitaceae
Exons: 6
Coding region: 47-1081 (344 amino acids)
Cellular component (GO): chloroplast envelope; chloroplast thylakoid membrane
Source: RefSeq, a predicted model, not a curated record